AUGGCGGGGGACCUGCACCCUGAGCCGAGCGAGAGGAUCAGUGUCGGCGAGGUCAUCUUAGGUAUCUCGUAUCCGGGCGCAAGCACCACUCCUCCCGAUAGCAUCGAGAACGAUCCCUUAAUUAAGGCAUACUAUGAGAAAUUCCAUGGGUGUCACCCUUUUCUCUUACCCCGGAAACAUCUCACAAGACUGUAUCAAGAUCCACAGAGACAGUCCAGCUUCGCACCCCUUCUUGCUGCGAUGCGAUUGAUCGGACAUAUCUACACGUCGCGCGAAUGGCCAGUCUCGUUGAGGGACCAGCUUGAAGCAUACUUUCUAGAAACAUCACCGUCUGACCCAAUCAUGGUCCAGUGUCGACUCCUACUCUCUAUAGCUUUAUUCUGGUAUGACUAUAAAGACGCCGCCAAACAGGAGAUGGACGCCGCCACUAGAGUUGCCCUUGAGCUGGAGAUGUAUCUUUCAGACUUUGCGGCAUCGCAUGGGCGCGACGAUCCCGUGCUGAGGGAAUGCUGGAGGCGGACAUGGUGGAUGCUGUACACCGUGGACGCCUAUUACACCGGUACGCUGGGGACCAUGAACUUUCGAGUCGCGAAUGUUUCCCCUACGGUGGAACUACCCUGUGAGGAGCUAGAAUACGAGUCUGGGGAUAUACCCGAGCCUCGUACGCUACAAGAGUUCAACUGUCGCGAAUUCUCCACCGAGACCAUCCAUUUCUCAUCCUUUGCAUAUCUCAUCGGAGCCGUACAAUGUGCCGCAGCGGCGAUAUCCGUAGCGCCAAAGAUCGCAACUAAAGAAGACUCGACGCACGUCAUUCAAGCGGCAGACAGCAGUCUGGACGGAUGGCGAUUGUUAUUGCCGAAUGAUCGCAAGCAGGUCAUGGACAAGGACGGAAAAGUUGAUGAGCUGAUGUUCCAAGCUCACUUGCUCAUUCAUGUGUCCGCUAUCGGGUUACACCGGCCGUUCUCAGCCCUGAAGUUCAAUGCAGUAGAGGAUAUAUCAAGCUGUGCCCGAGAGCCACCCCUCGACACACCCAUCCCAGAUCUGGUUAAUGUACACACCGUGCGCGUGCUCCGAGCCGUGGAGGCCCAGAUCCGCCUUUUAGCACUGCCGCUUCCUGAAUUUCAUCAUACGCCAUUUACCACCUGCAUGGUGAGCGAGGGCACGCUAGCGCUACUGUCAGCCUGCGCUUCUCUACUGAAGGGUCCUCAAUUGUCGACGGCGAGAGAUCAGAUCCGGAUGACACUCGGAUGUCUCAAGGUGCUCGGCGAGGUGUGGCCGAGAAUCGCAAGGAAUGUGCGCGAGCUGCAGACGAUCGCUCAGACGGUGCUUGGAAUUGGGACGGGAGUGGGUCGGAAUAUUGCAACGCCCAGUUCCAGCGCUGGCCCGUCUUUCGGAGGAGAGGAGAGUCUUGACCUAGCCACAUAUGUACCGAGCAACGACACCACGAAUAGCUCUUCCCUUGGCUCGAUCGAGGAUCUCUGUGGUUGGUACAGUCUAGGUGAUCUGAGUGACGUUUCGUGGGGAAUGGACAAUGGAUCAUAA
This is a messenger RNA of Aspergillus bombycis, 1542 nucleotides long. RefSeq names its product putative C6 transcription factor. The record is from RefSeq and is a predicted model, not a curated record. Gene Ontology annotation, biological process: DNA-templated transcription. Gene Ontology annotation, molecular function: DNA binding; zinc ion binding. The coding region runs from base 1 to 1542 and encodes 513 amino acids. NCBI's taxonomy places the organism in Eukaryota, Fungi, Ascomycota, Eurotiomycetes, Eurotiales, Aspergillaceae. The transcript is spliced from 3 exons.